UGCCCUUAUAUCUGCUUCUUUCCCUUACUGGUUUUUCAACAACCAAAUAUAUCAAAUGGGCUUUACAAAAUUGAAAGAAGAGCACAAGUGUUCUAAAGCUCAUCAUGAAGUUAAAAGCAAGCAAAGAGAUAUAGUUUCAUCAUUUUCUCAUCAGAAGUAUUUAAAAGAUCCCAAUUUUCUAAAAUCUAGAAAAAUUAAAUUCAUAAUUUUCCUUAUGAAUCAAAUUAGAGGUCAAUAUUCUUGCAAUGCUCUUUACUACUAUAAUUGUUUUCUCAAAUGUUGUUUCUUCUGUCAUAAGCCUCUUAACCUUCACAAGGAAGUUUACAUGUACAGGGGUGAGCUGGGUUUCUGUAAUGUGGAUUGCCGGAAUAGACAGAUAUACUUGGAUGAAUUGAAAAAAAUUGAGACUUUUACUAAAAAAAUGUUAGCAUCUUUUAUCCAUCGGCGUCGACAGGUUGGCCGGAGUACUCAAAUUACCGUUCCGUCGGGGGAUUACCGGCGGCGUGGUGCUAAGAAUCAAGUUACAUUCACCUUUUCAUAGUCCAUAGAAAUUUAUGAUGGACUAAUUUUGUAGCUAAACAGAAAAAAUUGUCGCUAUUUUUUUUAUUUGAUGGACUAAGAAUGAAAUUCUGGUGGCUACUAGCAAAUUAGAGAUCAACAAUUAGCGACUUAUCAGUUUUUGUUAGAGACGAAUAUAGAAUUUU
Solanum verrucosum is the source of this 704-nucleotide messenger RNA. RefSeq lists its product as uncharacterized. Bases 56 to 541 code for a protein of 161 amino acids. Lineage: Eukaryota; Viridiplantae; Streptophyta; Magnoliopsida; Solanales; Solanaceae. The record is from RefSeq and is a predicted model, not a curated record. The transcript has 2 exons.